Molecule: messenger RNA, 1210 nt
Organism: Chlamydomonas reinhardtii
Lineage: Eukaryota; Viridiplantae; Chlorophyta; Chlorophyceae; Chlamydomonadales; Chlamydomonadaceae
Exons: 4
Coding region: 104-637 (177 amino acids)
Biological process (GO): proteasome assembly
Source: RefSeq, a predicted model, not a curated record
GCUAUUUAGCUAAUUUUGCAGAAGCAAAACUCAUAGUUCGUGCCUUUGGUUGACCGUGUUUGCGAGCGAGCGCCUUUGACACCAAACUCGGGAUCUUUGCGCAAUGGAGCGCCUAGGCGAACUUGCGGAAGGACUGCCAGGCGGGCAGAAUGACGCGGACUCUGAGCCCGGCCCCGCGUUGGCGCCACCCUGCAGCCCCCGUGUGGCGCCCACUGCUCGGCAGCGUAAUUUCUCAACUACGACGCACGACGCAGCCCUUAACUUCCAACUCCUAGACUUGGGGCGUCAGUACUUCGUGUGGGUUUCAGCGGUGGGCCCAAAGCUCGGCAGCCUGACGCUGGCUAUCAAGUCACCUGCGGACGCCGCGCCAUCUGUGGCGUCGCUGCUGCCGGGCGCACCAGCGGUUGGCGAGGGUCCCGCCAUGGCGCAGCGGUUAGCCAUAAAACUGGGCAAGCCGGUCGUGUGCUCCUGCAACAUGCCGCCCAACUCGCCACUGCUUCAGGCGGUGGCAGAGCGGCGACUGCUGCAAGAGCUUCAACUGAUGGAGCAGGAAGCGCAGGGGGCGGCAGGACAGGCGACGGGCGGGGAGGUGGCGGCGACACCAGCCGCAGUGGUGGCGGCGGCGGGCACCGGGUGACGAAAGCUUGGCAGGAUGCGAGCUCAAGCUUGGAGUGGGGUGGGAUGUUUGGUCUGUAUAUGGCCAGGAGCACCUAGUGUGCACAUCCUACUCAAGUGUUGGGUGUGCGCGCCGACAAAGUCGUGGGGUGCUCCUUGCGGUGGUUGCCUGUUGCGGUAUGUCAGCAGCGAGGGCACAGGCUUUCUUAUUCAAUCGUGCACAAUCUAGGCUUCAAAUGAUGUGAUUUGGGGUGGGCGAGAGACACGGCAUAUACGGGUAUGCCUUGCCUUCGCCCUCCAUGGCACGUCUCCAUGGUGCGGUUCAAGAUGGGUUAAGGGAUGUGUGUUCGGGUGAUGGAGGCCUACAAGCCGUGCGUGCACGGGGUGCGUACAGAGACCGUGCAGUGGGGUUGUGGAUGGUCGGUUUUAUAGGCAAAAGUUAUUUCCCUGGAUCUGUCUGCCCUGCCCCUUUCCGAAUUCCAAUUUCUUCGCGGGUUAUGGCCGUGGCUGGUCGGCUGGCAAUGCGGCAGCGGUGCAGCCUAGUCGCUUGAGCAGUGAGCACCCGCUUGUGCUUGUGAAAUUCUCUCGUCGCGUA